Molecule: messenger RNA, 294 nt
Organism: Knipowitschia caucasica
Lineage: Eukaryota; Metazoa; Chordata; Actinopteri; Gobiiformes; Gobiidae
Source: the annotation of a GenBank genome assembly
AUGCUGCCGUUAGGAGGAGGCGGGGCCAACAACUCGCCGCUGUGGCCGCAGGUAAAGAUCGAACCACACGACGGAGAUGACGGCCAAGGAUCCAGCCAUCACCACAGCGUCCUGGGGGGAGAUGUGUUUGAGGAGGGGGGGCCAAUGUCCACCAUGAGCGAGUCUGCGGGGGCCAUGGCUGCGUCUCCCGGGGGCGCCGCCUCUGAAGCCAGUUAUGGAUCUCAGUCCCCGGACUCUCUGAUGGGGCCCUCUCCAGUCUUUAACCAGAGGCCCCGGAAACGCAGGAAGAUGUAG